Molecule: messenger RNA, 828 nt
Organism: Trichoplax adhaerens
Lineage: Eukaryota; Metazoa; Placozoa; Uniplacotomia; Trichoplacea; Trichoplacidae
Exons: 9
Coding region: 1-828 (275 amino acids)
Cellular component (GO): mitochondrion
Molecular function (GO): delta(3,5)-delta(2,4)-dienoyl-CoA isomerase activity
Source: RefSeq, a predicted model, not a curated record
AUGUCUUCGUAUCAAUUUAACACCUUGCAAGUGGAACAAACAGGCGAUAAUGUAUAUCAUGUGCAACUUAAUAGACCAGACAAGCGUAAUUCUAUAGAUGACGAUAUGUGGAAAGAAAUCCCACAGUGCUUUGAUAGUCUGGGUACUGAUUCGUCAUGCCGUGUUAUUAUUUUAUCUGGAGCUGGUAAGAUGUUCUGUUCAGGUAUCGAUCUCUCUGUUUUGGCAAUGCUACAAGAUCCCAAUCAGGAGGUUGCUAGGAGAGCCAUUGCAAUGCGUAUUGGUGUGAAAAAAUUUCAGGAUGCCUUUACCUCAAUUGAAAAGUGUCCCAAACCUGUAAUUGCAAGUAUACAUGGGGGAUGCAUUGGAGCCGGUAGUAUCGAUAUGACAAGUGCCUGUGAUAUUAGACUUUGUUCUCAAGAUGCUUUUUUCUCGAUUAAGGAAGUUGACAUGGGAUUAGCUGCUGAUGUUGGUACAUUGCAGCGGUUUCCAAAAAUCGUGGGAAAUGAUAGCUUAGUUAGAGAGUUAGUCUAUACAGCAAGAAAUUUUUCUGCUACUGAAGCGAAAGAUAUUGGCUUUGUUAGUUCCGUUCACGCCGACGCCAAAACUCUUACUGACGCGUCAAUAAAAUUGGCUACCAAUAUUGCCAGCAAAAGCCCUGUUGCAAUCACGGGUUCAAAAAUUAAUAUGAAUUAUUCUCGUGACCACUCGGUGGAUGAAGGUUUAAACUAUAUUGCCAACUGGAAUAUGAGCAUGCUGCAAUCUGAAGAUUUAAUGACGUCAGUCCAAGCAGCUAUGACAAAGACUCCGCCAAAAUAUAAAGACCUUUAA